GUUUUUCUUCUUUCACCCAAAAGACAAGAGGAAAGAGAUAUAUUACACACACGCACAAAAUGAGAGGAGAAGAAGCGACAGCAAAAGAAGCAGCAGCUCGCAGUAGAAGGAAAAGAAGCCCGCAGCAGCAGUGGGUUUAUGUUGGAAUUGAAAAUUACACAUUUGAUUUAGAAUUUUGCAAUCUAUUUGGUUGGUUAGAAUUUGGAAGAAACGAAAAGAAAGAAGAACCAGUAUGGGAUUCUUCUUUUGGGUUUCUUGAAAUUGGUGACAGGAGAAACCUUAAUUUGAGGUUGCCACCCAAACCCUUUUCACAAAGAAGUGGAAAGAUCGUUUAUAAGUAUGCAGAGCAGGCUAUUUCCACAUGGUUUCCUGUUGGUUUGGAUCACAAUCACCAGUUUCCACCUUCUGUACAUGUUGACUCUGUUCCCUUGCAGCAUUUUGAGAGAACAACAGGAAUAAAUCCACUAGUUUUGUUCAACAACAACAACAACAAUCAUCCAGAGCAAGUGAGGAGUCCAUGGGUGUAUAUAGCAGAAAAUGUUGUGUCAGACUUGCUUUCUUCCUUCGAAAAUGUCAAAAAUGAAAUCUUGGACUUGGAAGAUGUCAAGCCAAAGUUGGUUGCUAGAUUUGGAAAAAUUCUUUUUCAUGAGAGCCCUUCAAUCAGUGAAGAAACUACAAGAGUAGGUUUGGCUGCAGAAACUACAUUGAGUAAAUUGAGGAGAUCAUUUUACACAAAUAUUCCUAGUUCAUAUAUGGAAAACAUUAAGGGAGAAGUUGCCCAAAAGAUUAAAGUUGAUUUUGAAGAGGAGAAAGAUUUAUACCAUGUACAGUUGUCUGAUGCCACACUACCAGAUUCAACUAUUUCUUGCAAAUGCAGUGUGAUAAAAGAAGACAAAAGGCUUCAACUUUGUAAGAUUGAAUUACACCCAUUGCGUCAUAUGGUUAUAGACAUAUCGUGCCUUGAUAAAAACUUAGACCUAAGGCUGAUGCUAUCCACCAAGAGGACCUUAACAGCUCUCACUGAUGAUGAGAUGCAAAGCAUUAGAAGUCUUAUUAAUUCUGCAAUUCUAGAUCCAGAUGUGAAGGGUGGGUUGAGAUGGCCCUUGGGGAAGGCAUCUUCUGGAGGUAGAUAUUGUGUGGUGGGGGUUUGGCACACAAUAGCUAAAGAUUAUAAAAGUUCAUCAUUGAGCCUGAAAGUGAGACAUGCUGAUCGAUAUGAUUUUAGAACUUCAACCGGGGAAGCUACAAGGGAGAUAAAUUUGAAGCUGAAAAACAUUGUCUCAUUAUUACAAGAACAGGAGGUUGUUGAGGUUAGUUCGGUUGCCAAGAUGCUUAAAGACCACUUGAAAUUGAUAUGGGAUCAUUUCUUAUGCUGUGAACAUUUUUUGACAUGAAAUAGCAAAAAAGGUGGCGAAAAGAUAAAAACAGAAGAGACACCAUAUGGAAAAUGGCGGUUUGAAUAUUUUUGAUAUGUUUAUGGUGUAUUUGCUUACAUCUUAUGGCAAUUUGAAGGCAAUGGGCAUUGAUUCAGCAUUGUAGUUUUUAGUAGAAGAUGAUACGUCAUCUUGUAUUGGUCAAAAAACUAUUAAAUCAUAGGGUCUUGUUAUCAAUUAUUAUAAAAAUCCAAUAAACUUUGA
Molecule: messenger RNA, 1637 nt
Organism: Quercus lobata
Lineage: Eukaryota; Viridiplantae; Streptophyta; Magnoliopsida; Fagales; Fagaceae
Exons: 8
Coding region: 60-1394 (444 amino acids)
Source: RefSeq, a predicted model, not a curated record